AGUGUUUCCAGUACAGUCUAAAUUGUUCUCGUGAUCUGUCGAGACGUUUCAACCGAGAGUUCUAUUAAACCAGCUCAUUUUUGUGAAAUCACUGCUAGCCAUCUCAUUCCGGUAUACAAUGGAGUACAUCACUAUAGUUCUAAUGUUGGCCGUGUCUGCUGUUCUUGGAUAUAAGACUGGACCUCCCAUAACCGAGUACGGCGCUCUGUGUACUGAUAUGAUACCAACUGGCCACGGAGUGAGUCAAGCCACUGAUACCGCCAACCCACCGUAUACCAUCACUACCAGCUCUGAUAAAUACACGGCAGGAGGCUCUCUGACUGUUGAAAUCACUGCAAAAGAGGGAUUUUUCAUCCAAGCUCGCCGCGCUGAUCCCACCAAAGAUAUGGAGAAAGCGGUCGGAAAAUUCGCCUACCCACCACCCAACACACAGUUACUUAUGUGUCACGCCGUCAAUUCGUCAUGGGCACAUUCUGACGAUAAACACUGGCAGAGGGUAAUCGCUGUAUGGAAAGCACCUGCACAAGACGAAGGAUCAAUCCAGUUCAGAGCCACUAUCGUUGGUGAACCGAAAGAGAAUUUCUACGUGGGUGUGAUGUCUUCUCCUGUCACAUUCAUGGCUGGGGAUGCCGUGACCGUUACUCCUCCUCCACCUCCUCCACGUCCAGAUCACACAGGCGAACCAGAUCAUACGGACGGCGAAGGUACUGGUUGCACUCAUGGAAUCUCCUUGGUCCUUUCAGCAGCUGCUUUCUUCAUGGCGGUUACCCUAGCUAGGUCUCAGUAGAUACUUGAGAAAAGCUUUCAAUAGACCUUUCCAAAUAAAUUUGUAAAUUUCACAUGCACUUGCGCACUAACAGUUUGGUUGGCAAAAUGAGGGAACAUUGCGCUGUUUCGUAAACGCAGAUGCGAAUGUGUGUCUGCCAUGUGUCUGCUUCUUGCACAUCUCUAUGGCGUUUGCCAACCAAUAGGGUCUGUACGCUUGCGUGAAUGUAAUUUGCAUUUUUCACGGGAAGGGGAUACUGUCAGAGAGACAAUUAUUACAUUGCUUCUUAGAGAUUUCUGAAAUCAAUUAAUAGCAGGUGUUAGUUUUUAACUGUUUUUAUCUUUAUUGAUGUUACUUUUAAGUAUUUAAAAAGUGGUUUUUUGUUAGUUUCAGUUGUUUGUGUUCAUUAUGAUUAUAGAAGUGUAUUUUGGGUUUUCUUUUUUCAAACUUGCUUUGUGUCAUAUCGGGGCUGAGCUUUCUAGCGCAUCGAGCUCAUUUAAGUUCCUGUGAUUGUGUUAUCGGAAAGUGUGUUCGAAUACCUGCUGGUACACUAACUUAAAGUCACCUGGAAGUGGUAUUUUUUCAAAAUAAAGCUUUUGUCACUAAUACAUGUGUUUUGAUG
Molecule: messenger RNA, 1388 nt
Organism: Asterias rubens (European starfish)
Lineage: Eukaryota; Metazoa; Echinodermata; Asteroidea; Forcipulatida; Asteriidae
Product: putative defense protein Hdd11
Molecular function (GO): oxidoreductase activity, acting on metal ions
Source: RefSeq, a predicted model, not a curated record